Colius striatus (speckled mousebird) is the source of this 1320-nucleotide messenger RNA. RefSeq names its product POU class 3 homeobox 3 (gene POU3F3). Lineage: Eukaryota; Metazoa; Chordata; Aves; Coliiformes; Coliidae. Gene Ontology annotation, cellular component: nucleus. Gene Ontology annotation, biological process: regulation of transcription by RNA polymerase II; brain development. Gene Ontology annotation, molecular function: DNA-binding transcription factor activity, RNA polymerase II-specific; RNA polymerase II cis-regulatory region sequence-specific DNA binding. The record is from RefSeq and is a predicted model, not a curated record.
AUGGCCGCGGCCACCUCUAACCCCUACCUCCCCGGCAACGGCAUCCUGGCGGCCGGCUCCAUCGUUCACGCGGACUCUGGCGGCGGCGGCGGCGGUGGCGGCGGCGGCAUGCAGCCGGGCAGCGUGGCCGUCACCUCGGUGGCGGGCGGCUACCGCGGCGACCCGGCGGCCAAGAUGGUCCAGAGCGACUUCAUGCCGGGCGCCAUGGCCGCCAGCAACGGCGGCCAUAUGCUGAGCCAUGCCCACCAGUGGGUGACAGCCCUGCCCCACGCCGCCGCCGCCGCCGCAGCCGCCGCCGCCGCCGCCGCCGAAGCGGGCUCGCCCUGGUCCGGCAGCCCCGUGGGCAUGACGGGCAGCCCCCAGCAGCCGCCGCCGCCGCCCGACGUCAAGGGCAGCGGCGGGCGCGAAGAUCUGCACUCGGGCGCGGCGCUGCACCACCGGCCGCCCCACCUGGGCCCCCCGCACCAGGGGCACCCGGCGGCCUGGGGGGCGGCGGCGGCCGCCCACCUACCCUCCAUGGCCGGCGGGCAGCAGCAGCAGCAGUCGCUCCUCUACUCGCAGCCCGGGGGCUUCACGGUGAACGGCAUGCUGAGCCCCCCCCCCGGCGGGCAGAGCCUGGUGCACCCGGGGCUAGUGCGCGGCGAGACGCCGGAGCUGGGUGAGCACCCCGGGCACCACCACCAUCACCACCACCAGCACCCCGGGCACCACCCGCCGCACCACGGCGGCGUCAACAGCCACGACCCGCACUCGGACGAGGACACGCCGACCUCCGACGACCUGGAGCAGUUUGCCAAGCAGUUCAAGCAGCGGCGGAUUAAGCUGGGCUUCACCCAGGCCGACGUGGGGCUGGCGCUGGGCACCCUCUACGGCAACGUCUUCUCGCAGACCACCAUCUGCCGCUUCGAGGCCCUGCAGCUCAGCUUCAAGAACAUGUGCAAGCUGAAGCCUUUGUUGAACAAGUGGCUGGAGGAAGCCGACUCCUCCACGGGCAGCCCCACCAGCAUCGACAAGAUCGCCGCCCAGGGCAGGAAGAGGAAGAAGCGGACCUCCAUCGAGGUGAGUGUCAAGGGGGCCUUGGAGAGCCACUUUCUGAAAUGCCCCAAGCCCUCCGCCCAGGAGAUUACGAACCUAGCGGACAGCCUGCAGCUGGAGAAGGAGGUGGUCAGGGUUUGGUUUUGCAAUCGGAGGCAGAAAGAGAAACGGAUGACCCCCCCGGGGAUCCAGCAGCAGACCCCCGACGAUGUCUACUCCCAGGUCGGCACUGUCAACUCCGACACGCCGCCCCCUCACCACGGACUGCAGACCAGCGUGCAGUGA